AUGUUUUGUCAAGCACUUCGCAGAUUUUGUCAAAAGCUGUUACGCAGAUGUACACUGGAACAACCUAUGGCUGAGACUGCCAGAAGCCUGACCACACCGGAGGUAGUGGCCCUGGGUGUGAACUACACAGUGGAUAUAAGUGUGUAUAUCCUGCUUGGUGAGGUGGCUAGAAAUAAAGCAGGCCCAUCCAUUGUGAUCUGCUUUUUGGUGGCCAGCCUAACUUCAGUGUUGGCUGGGCUGAGCUAUGCAGAGAUUAGUACCCGAGUUCCACAUUCUGGUUCUUCAUAUCACUACAGUUUUGUCACCAUAGGUGAACUCGGGGCUUUCAUCACUGGCUGGGCCCUCAUUUUCAUAAAUGUUGCCUAUGUAAACAUUGUGAUACGAACCUGGAUCUUCAUUUUUGACAGUUUUUUUGGAAACCAGAUCUUUCAGAUGCUGUAUGACAGUAUCUCACAAAAUGUUUCCCGUGCAUUUGUAGAAAUUCUAGUCUUCUUUGUUGUGUUCCUUGUGUUGUUUUUCAUGGAAUUGCUGAGUCGGAACAUUAGGUAUAUUCCUCUGGUUAUCAAAGUGUCCACAUUGGUGAAAAUUUUGGUUCUAAGCUUCGUCAUCAUUUCUGGCUUCAUUAAGGGGGACCUGCACAACUGGAGGCUCACAGAAGAGGACUACAAAAUGGCUGGACUCAAUGGCUCCUCUACCUUGGGCCCUCUGGGCUCUGGAGGAUUUGUGCCUUUUGGCUUGGAAGGGAUUUUCCAUGGAGCAUCUACCUGUAUCUAUGCAUUUUGGGGUUUCACUAAUAUUAUUACCAGAGUUGAGGAAGCCCAGAAUCCCCAGCAUUCCAUUCCGGUGGGCAUUGUGAUUACACUGUUCAUAUGCUUUUUCUUGUAUUUUGGUGUCUCUGCGGCACUUACACUUAUGGUGCCUUACUACCAACUUCAACUUGGGAACACCUUGCCUGAAGCAUUUCUCCAUAUUGGUUGGGUCCCUGCCUACUAUGUUGUAGCCUUUGGAUUCCUGUGUAUUGUUUUUGAAGACAUCUUUGACUUUAUGUUCCUCAUACAAUAUGUGAUGGCACAUCCUGCAAUGGCACAGGAAGGCUUCCUGUUCCCUGUCCUUGCCAGGAUCCUAACAUAUACAUACACCCCCAUGAUGGCCACUGUGACCUUUGGCAUUGUUGCAGCAAUCACCUCAUUCUUCUUUGGACUCACUGAUCUUCUCGAACUCAUGUCACUUGGGACCCUGAUAGUUUUCUCUCUGAUGACUUUUGGUAUUCUCAUUGUCAGGUAUCAACCUGAGAUGCAGAGUGGGGGAAAUGAAACAGUGGUGCAGGAGGAGAAUGGACCUACAGCAGAGAGGCUGACUCCACGGGGACUACUUUUUCCAGGCAGCUCCUCCCCCACUCCACUCUCUGGCAGGGUUGUCUGUGUUUGCUCCUCACUGCUUAUUCUGCUGAUCAUUCUUCUUUGCUUGGGGCUGGCCCAGUGGCCAGUUCUGCUUUCUGGAGACCCAGUGUGGAUUACAGUGGUUGUGGUACUCCUGGUGCUCAUCACUGGGCUCACUGGGGUCAUCUGGAGACAGCCACAGAGGCCCAGUGCCUCUCACUUUAAGGUCCCUGCUCUGCCUCUCAUUCCACUACUGAGCAUCUUCAUGAAUGUUUACCUUAUGAUGCAGAUGAUGGCUCGCACCUGGGCCCGAUUUGGUGUCUGGAUGCUGAUUGGGUUUGGUAUCUACUUUGGUUUUUGGAUUCAACGCAGACUGGUUAUCAACCCCACUUAA
Messenger RNA from Hyaena hyaena (striped hyena), 1773 nucleotides. Its product is annotated as cationic amino acid transporter 3-like. The transcript has a single exon. Gene Ontology annotation, biological process: transmembrane transport; amino acid transport. The record is from RefSeq and is a predicted model, not a curated record. Bases 1 to 1773 code for a protein of 590 amino acids. Gene Ontology annotation, molecular function: amino acid transmembrane transporter activity. NCBI's taxonomy places the organism in Eukaryota, Metazoa, Chordata, Mammalia, Carnivora, Hyaenidae. Gene Ontology annotation, cellular component: plasma membrane.